AUGGCCACCAAACUAGUCUUCUAUGACAUUGCCAUGCGCCCUCCAGUUGAAAAGAACAACAGCCCCGUAAACACUUGGAAGACCCGUCUAGCCCUGAACUUCAGAUCACUCCCCUACUCAACCAAUUGGGUCCAACUCCCCGAUAUAUCCAGCGUCCGGACAGGCCUCAACAUCCCCGCAUGCCGCAAAUUCACCGACGGUACAGACUUUUACACCCUUCCCAUCCUAGUGGACCCAACAACAUCCCGCAAACUCGGCGACUCCUUCGACAUUGCCGUCUACCUACAAAAGCAAUACCCUGCCGGAAACGAUCUUUUCCCGCCCCAGCCCCUAGACUACGUCUUCAGCACGGACGUCGCAAUUUUGAUUCCUUUAUCUGAGUGCGACGAGGGUGAAUACCCCGAAUAUGCACGCUUCAAUGUGAAUGUCGAUUCUGCAUUUACCUCGCACGUCAUACUCAUGGCUCAAGGGGUACCCUUUGAUCCUGCAACUGCCGAGGAGAUGAAGGCAGAGUUUGUUCGGCGGGCUGGGGUGAGCUGUUGGGAAGAUUUUGUUCUUACCGGUGAGCAGCGUGAGAAGCUUAUUAGGUCCUUCCGGGAUAUGCUGGGGGAACUGGCGAAGCUUUUUGGGAGGGAUGGGCCAUUUUUGCUUGGGGAUCGGGCUAGUUAUGCGGAUCUUAUUGUUGGAGCUUGGUUAAGGAUGGCGAGCAUGACUUUGCCUCGUGAGGAGUGGGAGUUAGUUAGAGGGUGGCAUGGUGGUGUUUUUGGGAGGUUGCAUGAUGCAUUGGAGAUUCAAGCUGCCACGGGGUGCGUUGGGGCUGCUUUGUCCAUCGGUAUUGGUGCUGUCAUUAGUGCCCAUGGUGGUACCGGCACAUCCGAUGCAUUGAUUCCUUACAGAAUCUCCGUGGACAACGUUAGCUACGCCCAUACUACCCAUGAGGGCGUUACCCACAAUUUCAUCAACACUUCGGUUCUGUACCACGACUGGCACCACGUGCAUGCCAUCGAUCAGCCCAUGAACCUAACAGUGAGUAUGCUUCCCGAUGGAAGAGUCCAUGCCCGCACCGUUGGAUUCAGCGCUAUGGACUGCGGUGAUAAUUGUCCGGACAAGAAUGCCACCAACCAACUCGCAGCUCGAUCGGGAUCUGUGCCAUCUCAUGUCCAAGAGAUCGUUUUCGCCUGGUCUGCCCGGAAAGGAUGGUCCUCGAAGACAGAAACUAGGCUCAAGGGAGCCGUGUUUGGGGCAGCAUAUUAUGUGACUCACGAACCAUCCGGAGCCUUCCAGUUUUGCUCCAGUGCAUACUUGACUGACGGCACGAUUGCUCAUGUUGGCUUCAACUUCUAUGGCGACAAAUACACACCCAACAUACCACCUGCUUGUUAA
Molecule: messenger RNA, 1383 nt
Organism: Penicillium expansum
Lineage: Eukaryota; Fungi; Ascomycota; Eurotiomycetes; Eurotiales; Aspergillaceae
Exons: 2
Coding region: 1-1383 (460 amino acids)
Source: RefSeq, a predicted model, not a curated record